Spodoptera exigua (beet armyworm) is the source of this 1701-nucleotide messenger RNA. NCBI's taxonomy places the organism in Eukaryota, Metazoa, Arthropoda, Insecta, Lepidoptera, Noctuidae. The record is from the annotation of a GenBank genome assembly.
GUCCGCAGUCCGGCUCGGCAUUCGAACAUGGCAGACAAGACAAAGGUUGCAGAACAAUAUUACGCCCCGCCGCCGGAUCUAGGCAAAUGGGAGUCGUUCAGGAUUUUCCUGUGGAACAGCGAGACUGGACAGUUCCUUGGCCGCACGGGAUCGAGUUGGGCUAAAAUCUUGCUGUUCUACCUGAUCUUCUAUGCAAUCCUCGUGGGUUUCUUCGCCGCCAUGCUGGCGAUCUUCUACCAGACGCUGGACUCCAAGAUGCCCAAAUGGCAGCUUGAUGGCUCACUCAUCGGAUCCAACCCAGGUUUGGGUUUCCGGCCUAUGCCUGACAGUGCCAACGUGGAGAGCACCCUGAUCUACUACAAGGCCAACGACAAGGGCUCAGUGCUGAAGUGGGCACAGAUCAUUGACGACUACUUGGAGCAGUACCGCAAGAAGGGCAGUGGUGUUGGUGAGGCGAGUGGCGCAGAGUACCGGGUUCCUUGCUCAUUCACGACCGGUGCCACUGGAGAGAAGCAGGUCUGCGAUGUGCCUGUCGAUGACUUCCACCCCUGCACCUCCGCCAACCAGUACAACUAUGAAGAAGCUGGACCUUGUGUUUUCCUCAAACUGAAUAAGAUCUUCAACUGGGUGCCCAAGCCAUACAACAACACCGAGGACCUGCCCUCUAACAUGCCAGAUGACCUGAAACAGCACAUCAAGAUGGUGUCUGGCAAGCCCGAUGCGAACACGGUGUGGGUGUCGUGCGAGGGCGAGAACCCUGCUGACGUGGAGAACAUUGGGCCCGUGCAGUACAUCCCCCGCAGGGGCUUCCCCGCCUACUACUACCCCUUCACCAACAAGGAGGGCUACCUCAGCCCCCUCGUCGCUGUACUUUUCGAAAAGCCCAGGACCGGUGUCCUGAUCAAUAUAGAGUGCAAGGCGUGGGCCAAGAACAUCUUUUACGACCGCUACGAGCGGCGCGGCUCCGUACACUUCGAGCUGAUGGUGGACCGCGCCUAAGCACGCCAGUCGCUGCCAGUUGGCCACAGAGCGAAGCCUCCACCGUACAGAAUUCCCGACCGGGCCCUUUGAGUAGCACUUAUGUUUGAACAUGCUCAUACGCCGGAGCUAUACCACAACACGCAGCCAGACGAGUCUAGGCAGCUCAGAGCCAGGAGUCUAGCAGUAUUGAAGUAGCGUGCUCCACUUGUAGGCCAAACGUUGGCGGUACUAGCUCCCGCUAUCCUGUAAAUACUCACGCGUUCUGUGCGGUGAAGGCCCACCCGCCAAUUGGUCGCCGAGGUCACCAACUGAUCGCCUAUCGGCCAAGGUCAUCGAACCCCAAUUGGCCAAGUUCAUCAACUUACUGCCAAAGAUCGAUAGUUGAUCACUAGUCAUGCUAAUUGGUGGUUGCCGGUCCCGACCGGCUGUUAGUUGUUAUAAGUGUUGUAAGGUCAUGGUUACCAGUUAGUCGCCAAGGUCGCCAAUUGUUCGCUACGGCUGCCAAGGUCGUCACGGAGGUCAUGCCAGGCCGGCUGCCAAGCGCCAUUAGCAAUAGCCACAUAGUCGGCGAUUAAUUUGUAUUCGUUUUAGAAUAAGCCAGAGGGCGCCACUAAUUUAACUUUUGUUUGUCACGCUUCAAAUAAAGUUAAUGAAAUUUAAAAUUUAUUAAAUAUUUAUGAAUUAUGUAAUGUUUUCUGGACGGACAGUCAAUAAACACGC